Messenger RNA from Solanum stenotomum, 624 nucleotides. RefSeq names its product transcription factor KUA1-like. NCBI's taxonomy places the organism in Eukaryota, Viridiplantae, Streptophyta, Magnoliopsida, Solanales, Solanaceae. Gene Ontology annotation, biological process: response to ethylene; response to auxin; response to gibberellin. The record is from RefSeq and is a predicted model, not a curated record. The transcript has a single exon. The coding region runs from base 1 to 624 and encodes 207 amino acids. Gene Ontology annotation, molecular function: DNA binding.
AUGGAAAGGAAUUGUACGGUGUGUGGUGGGAAUGGGCAUAAUCAAAGAACGUGCAGUGAGAAAGGCAAAAGUAUUAAAUUAUUUGGUGUUGAGAUUACUGCUACUGCUGGUGGUGCAAUGUCUAAAAAAGAUAGCACGGAGAGAAGAAUCAAGAAAGGAAAUCCAUGGACGGAGGAUGAACAGAUAGCAUUCUUGAAGGGAUUGGAUUUUCACGGGAAAGGUAAUUGGGCUAAGAUUGCUAAGGAUUUCGUGCGUAGUAGAACAUCAACACAGGUUGCUAGUCAUGCUCAAAAAUACUUCAUGAGAUUAUUGGAUGCUAAUAAGAGAAAAUAUCGCAAGAAAUCAAGUGUUUUCGACCUUCGUCUUGAUCAAUUAGAGGAUACACAUGAUGCUAUUGUUCCACUAGGAAAUAAUCAAGAAAGUCAUAACGUGCCAAGUGUUGUUCCAAAUUAUUACAUGAUGAAAAGAGUUUUGCCUCUUAAUUGGGUUUACAUGUAUCCAUAUUAUCAUCAUGAUAAUGCCUCAACAUCAGCUAGUGCUACUACAUUCAACAAGCCACUUUCUGGGAUUUCUUCUUCUUCUAAUUCUUCUUGUAAGGAAAAUAAUUUAGAGUUAACCUUAUAG